Acaulospora morrowiae is the source of this 528-nucleotide messenger RNA. NCBI's taxonomy places the organism in Eukaryota, Fungi, Glomeromycota, Glomeromycetes, Diversisporales, Acaulosporaceae. The record is from the annotation of a GenBank genome assembly.
ACGUGUCUAUUAAUCUCCUACACAACUAAUAAGUUUCCUUCUGAAUAUGUUCCUACGGUAUUUGAUAAUUAUGCCGUUACAGUCAUGAUUGGAGACGAACCAUAUACGUUAGGUUUGUUUGAUACAGCUGGUCAGGAAGAUUACGAUCGCCUUCGUCCACUUUCCUAUCCUCAAACAGACGUUUUCCUUGUCUGCUUUUCUGUAACUUCACCUGCUUCCUUUGAGAACGUUAAAGAAAAAUGGUUUCCUGAGGUUCACCAUCAUUGCCCUGGUGUUCCAUGUCUAAUCGUUGGUACACAAAUAGAUUUGCGAGAUGAUCCUAUGACGGUUGAAAAGCUAUCGAGACAAAAGAUGAGACCCGUAACUUCAGAGCAAGGUGAUAGACUCGCCCGAGAAUUAGGAGCCGUCAGAUAUGUGGAAUGUUCAGCAUUGACGCAAAAAGGUUUGAAGAAUGUAUUUGAUGAAGCCAUUGUUGCAGCUCUGGAACCACCGGUCACUAAGAGACAACGCAGAUGUUUACUUCUGUAG